CGUGCUUCUACGAAUCAGUUUUCCAAUUAAAGUAAACGAAAUCCCCAAAUCUCAUUUUCAGACAAACCCUAGGAAUUCUCAAUCGGAAAAACAGGAAAAGAAAUCGGAGAUGACGAAGACCACGACGACGACUACGAACGACACCACCACUUCUGCCCCUAUCAAAAACCCUAAAAAGACUAAUAUCUUAGAUCAUCACUCCAUCAAGCACUUACUCGAUGAAACUGUCACUGAGAUCGUGACGAAUCGCGGUUACGGUGAAGAUGUAAGAACGAGUAACGUUAGAUUGUUGAUCGGAGCGAUUAUUAUCAUCAUCGCCCUCUUUGCUCAGUUUUACAAUAAGAAGUUUCCGGAUAACAAAAAUUUCCUCAUUGGAUGCAUCGUAUUGUAUGUGUUAUUCAAUGGGAUAUUGCAGCUGAUCAUCUACACGAAGGAAAAGAAUGCAAUUUUGUUUACCUACCCUCCUGCAGGCUCUGUUUACACUAGCACCGGCUUGAUGGUUUCUUCUAAGUUGCCCAGAUUCUCUGACAUGUAUACUCUUACGAUAGCUAGCACUGAUUCUAAAUCUAUUUCUGCAAAACCAACCGUGGAGUUCACCAAAAGCGUGACAAAAUGGUUCACAAAGGAUGGAGUGUUGGUGGAAGGGCUGUUUUGGAAAGAUGUUGAGGGACUUGUAAACGAGUAUGCUAAUGCUACAGAUAACAAAAAGCGCAAGUGAAGGAGUGAGUGAGAAUUUGUAGUGGUAUUUUAGUUGAUAUUUUGUUGAACCUACAAAUAUAAUAUUGCUUUGCAUAUGGGAAGGUUUUCGUUUCAUCU
Molecule: messenger RNA, 816 nt
Organism: Cynara cardunculus var. scolymus (artichoke)
Lineage: Eukaryota; Viridiplantae; Streptophyta; Magnoliopsida; Asterales; Asteraceae
Product: probable signal peptidase complex subunit 2
Exons: 5
Coding region: 110-718 (202 amino acids)
Biological process (GO): protein targeting to ER
Cellular component (GO): membrane; signal peptidase complex
Source: RefSeq, a predicted model, not a curated record